Molecule: messenger RNA, 2759 nt
Organism: Patiria miniata (bat star)
Lineage: Eukaryota; Metazoa; Echinodermata; Asteroidea; Valvatida; Asterinidae
Product: sulfotransferase 1C2-like
Exons: 7
Coding region: 163-1155 (330 amino acids)
Biological process (GO): sulfation
Cellular component (GO): cytoplasm
Molecular function (GO): sulfotransferase activity
Source: RefSeq, a predicted model, not a curated record
UGUCUAGCAGUGUGUGACCUUCUGAACUAUUGUUAUCAUAGGAUCUUUUUCGUCGUGCAAUAUGCAAACAGUGCAAUGGAGUAGUAGGUGUUAUGACAAUAGAACGUUAACCUGAUAUGUACCCGCAGUACUCGUGAGUCGUGACAGACGAAAAGAUUCAAGAUGGGACAGACACUGACGAAAUAUGUUCAAUCAUGGAUUGAACCAUGGAUAGAGUAUAUAGUCGACAUAAGAAUGCAGCAAAUAAUGGCGAAGGUCAAGGCGGAGGAUAUUAGCCAUUGGGAUACCUAUGAAUACGAGGGCGUAGCAAUGUGGCCUGAUGUUCUGCCCAGCACCUUGGACGACUUGAAGACGUUUGAAGUUCGUCACGAUGACGUCUUCAUUGUUACGUACCCAAAAGCAGGAACGACUUGGGUGCAGGAGAUUAUGUCUUGUGUCCUGCACGAUGGCAACAUUGAAAGGAUAAGCAAGAGGCACACAUUUAAGAGGGUUCCUUUCUUGGAAAUGACAACAGGGGGCGCUGUCCACAACGAUCUUCCCCGUGUGCACAAGAUGAUCAGCUGGAUGCCAAGGAGUUCUCCCCGCCUCAUCAAGUCUCAUCUCCAGGCACAGCUACUGCCUCCCCAGGUAUGGGAGAAGAAAGUCAAACUCGUUUACGUCAUCAGGAACCCGAAGGAUGUGGCUACGUCAUACUUCCACCAUUGUCAGAUCAUGAACCCCCAACGGACGUUAGACUGGGAUGAAUAUUUCCACAGGUUUCACACUGGCACUGUUGGAUUCGGGAAGUGGUGGGAGCAUUAUCUGUACUUCUGGGAGAGACGGAAUGAGGACCACAUCUUAUUGUUGAGAUUUGAAGACAUUAAAAAGGAUCUGCGUGGCACUGUGCAGCGAAUCAGCAACUUUCUCGGGAAAUCUUUCUCUGAUGACGUCAUAGAUGACAUCACCGAUCACUGCACCUUCGAGAACAUGAAGAAGAAUCCCAUGACCAACCCAGACACCCUGCUACAUAAGAUAUUUGGAGAACAGGAAGGGCGAUCAUUCAUGCGCAAAGGUGGUGUGGGAGAUUGGAAAGCUCAUUUGUCCGAGUCACAGGGUAAAGCCAUAGACGACCUGUGCAGAGACAAGCUGACAAGUCACGGCCUCACUUUCAACUGAGAUAAGCGUCAGAGCGAGGCUAGACGUGCACUAGUACAGUGUCACAUUUUUCGGGCAAUCACCGGAAGCGUUUAAUGCGGCAGACCGGUGUAGCGCGAAUUUAGGUAACGCGGACUCAUUGGUAAUAAAAAUUAUUGCGCAACACCUGAUAACAAUAACUACGUGGGCAGUUCGUAUAUUUCGGGGCGAAACUCGAAAGUAACAUGAGGGCUAAGCCAUGGGUUACGACCAGGCUUCAGGCAGGGUAGAACUUCAAGUCGAUUUUUAUAGCUCCAUGAUUCAACUAGACAUUUCCAGACUUCUAAAUCGUGAUAAUUGCAAACAGAAUAAUAUUUUUUUCUUUAUUCCCAUGGCGGGUGUCAAGGCUGGGUGGGUGGGUUGGUUGGUGGACAGUUUACUCGGCCAUAUAUUGUAUUCAUGCAACUCGAGUAUCAUAGGCCUACAGCUUUGCAUUCGAAGACCGGUUUUGUAAACACUGAGGCGAUGUGUCUAAUUUGCAUAUUUUUGUAUAAUAGAUCACGACCCAUUCGGGUGCACGGACGGUGCCGCGUAUUAAAGCCGCCUUCACACGUUUAACCCUGUGUCAUAUGAAAAUCGGACUCAUCUGAAAAUCGGACUCCUUUUCCCUGUUAUUGGUUAAUCCCUCGCACGUGACCAGACACUCUCCCAAUUAUCAUACUUUCGCAUGCGCAAUACUACCAAUGAGUCCAUAUUUAACGAAGUCGGAUAUUCACGCUAUACCGGCCGCCAUGCACGGGUUGUACCACUUAAUUGGUACGGACUUUUGCACUGGAAAAAUUGUCUGGGUUAAUUUUACCAAAGAAAGGGUGAAAACUGGAACUACCAAAACUUUGGUUGUUCUAUAACCAAUUGUUUGGUUUAGAAUUUCUGCUAAAUUCAACCAAAACUUGUGUUCAUUCAAGACCAAAUUUAAUUUGGUCUUGUAUGACUACAACUUUUGGCUGAAUUUAACAUACAUUUUUCACCUAAUGUCUAGAUUAUCCUUAAAUUAACUUCCAUCCAUGUAGAAUAGAUUUCCUCCAAGUUAUGAUUGUUUUAAGUGACACAAUUUAUCGCCAUUUCACCACGAUAUCAGCUGUUCCCAUGCAUUACUGCAGCGCACGUGUUUGUGUGUGCGCUAUAAAAAUAGGACUUGCUUAAAUUAGAGAUAGCCGCCUCCUAGACCUCUAAAACUGUUUCGGAUUGGCCUGUAGUUUUAACAGAUUAUUUCUUAAUUUAGUCUUUAAAACUUAGGAAUAACACACUAGGAAGUUGCCUUUAUAUAACGUUUAUCUAGUUCAAUCCUCUAAGUUUGUUUUUGGAAGGUUAUUUAGGAAUAAGGAAUUACUUACAGAUUUUCUUGUACUUUUCGUCUGCUAGGACAUUUAUGGAUAUUUAUGAGAGAUGACGUCACUGUAUUUUACUGAAUUGGAUUAGGUUUGUUUACGUUCAGUAAUAACUUUACUCUUGGGUUUUCUUGAUGUACUUAAGUCAUUUCUGAGCUCAUUCUUAGGUUGAACUUAAAAUGUAGAAAGUGGAGAUUAUUGUAUAUUUUGAUUGAUGACUUUGCAGCAUACAUCAUUGAUUUCUCAGAUGACUGAAAA